AUGAACUCACAAAAAGUAGCAUUGAUCACAGCAGGCGGUAGCGGCAUGGGUGCAGCCUCGGCCAUUCGACUCGCAGCCGAUGGUUAUGCCGUUGCGAUCCUCUCAUCGUCAGGCAAAGGCGAAGCGCUCGCCAAAGAGCUGGGCGGCAUUGGUGUCACUGGGUCAAACCAGUCUGUCGACGAUUUACAGCGUCUAGUUGAUCUAGCCAUGGAGAAAUGGGGGCGUAUCGAUGUGCUGGUUAACAGUGCCGGACACGGCCCACGAGCGCCAGUUUUAGAACUAACCGACGAAGAAUGG
This is a messenger RNA of Priapulus caudatus, 297 nucleotides long. Its product is annotated as granaticin polyketide synthase putative ketoacyl reductase 2-like. The transcript has a single exon. The annotation marks the transcript as partial. Lineage: Eukaryota; Metazoa; Priapulida; Priapulimorpha; Priapulimorphida; Priapulidae. The record is from RefSeq and is a predicted model, not a curated record.